UCGCACUGCAAAGCAGCAGCGAACUCUCAAACACCUCCAACCACACAGGAUGCUACAGUUCUGUCUAAAACAACCACAAAGGAAAAGAAGCCCAAGCAAUUAUCUCCCAUGGCAACAGAUCAACCGCCAAAGAAGAGCAAGAAAGUCUCUGCACAUUCCUCACAGUCCGAGCAGUUAACGUCGACCCUGAUAGCUAAUAAGAAGAAGCAGAAGAAGCUCAAAGAAACUGCCUCCUCGUCCUCUCCAUCGUCUGCUUUGCCAAAACCAGAGAAGAAGAGUCUCCGUGCUCUGAUAGAAGAGGCAAAGCCCGUCGCCAAUGUGAAGGAAACCAGAUCAGCCUCAAAAGAUUCCAGUUUGAGUAAAAGCAUCAACCAAACAGAGACCAAAGUGGCUCCAGAAUCAUUUCAUGAUGCCGACGUUUUCUCAGGAACUAAAGUUAAAAAACAGCCAAAGAUGAAGGACGUAGUUUGUGGCUGGAAUUCUCUGGACUCUAAUCUGGGUCCAGAUCAUUCAGGCCUUCGUCGUAUUAAGGAAAACGUCUGGGUGGACGGUGAUGGGGAGGAUAAGGAGGGACUCACAGUUAUAGGUCGUCACCGGGGGAAAGUUACCCUACAAGACGUUAAAUCCACGCUGGGCCGAGCCGCCAGCCGCCGGCAGUCCAGCAUCCUGAGCCGCAUCACAGCCGCGGACCAGAUGAAGCUGGACGUCGAGCCCAGUCCACUUCCUGUGGAGACCCAGAAACAGGAGACAACUCAGUCCAAUAAGCAGCUCAGCGUAAAGGAAUCUGGAGCGUCUCCUUCUAUCCAACAUCAGCUGCUGAGUUCAGCAGCACAGGGAGGACGGAGUCGCCUCGCUGAACCCCUCCUCUCAGCGCCUAGCAACCAGCUCUCCUGCCACCUCCAGUUUCCCAGGAUGGUUGAAGAUCUUCAGCUGGACGUCAGGAAGCAGAACCAGCUGAUUGAAGGAUUGGCGACGCGGCGGCAUGUGGGCCAGGUGAGGCUGAAGGAGCUGCCUGAUUGGCUGCUCAGCAGAAUGCCCAGACGCCCCAGAGACGCGGUGGAAAUGAUGCAGAGAGGCUGGCUGUGGUACUACAGAAGGUACAUUGACGUGAAGAAAGGCGGCGUGGGCGGUCUGAGCAUGCUGCUGGCAGGAUACUGCGUGCUCAGCUACGUCUGGAGCUACCCCCACCUGAAGUCGAGCCGCUGGAGGAAGUAUCACUGACCGUGAAGGUUUGGACUCUGAGGAAAAGCAGGAAGAAUCGGAACCACUUCUAUGAAUGUGACUGAAUUCCUUUAUUAGAAUAAAUUAUUAACCUGAAUCAAGUAUUUAUUUAGAGUGGAGCCGAGGCUCAGAGCCGCUGCUGGUCAGGAAGGAUCUACUGGUUACUGAUUAGUAUUUUAUUUUAAAGUAUUAUUUGUUCUAUUAAACUUUUAUUUAACCGCUGGCGUUGAAACAAUAAGCUGGACU
Molecule: messenger RNA, 1467 nt
Organism: Cyprinodon tularosa
Lineage: Eukaryota; Metazoa; Chordata; Actinopteri; Cyprinodontiformes; Cyprinodontidae
Exons: 4
Biological process (GO): proton motive force-driven mitochondrial ATP synthesis
Molecular function (GO): proton-transporting ATP synthase activity, rotational mechanism
Source: RefSeq, a predicted model, not a curated record